Molecule: messenger RNA, 5461 nt
Organism: Oenanthe melanoleuca
Lineage: Eukaryota; Metazoa; Chordata; Aves; Passeriformes; Muscicapidae
Gene: B3GALT5
Product: beta-1,3-galactosyltransferase 5
Exons: 3
Coding region: 314-1339 (341 amino acids)
Cellular component (GO): membrane
Molecular function (GO): N-acetyl-beta-D-glucosaminide beta-(1,3)-galactosyltransferase activity
Source: RefSeq, a predicted model, not a curated record
GAGAGGGAAGAGGCAGGCAGGGAGUUCAGGUUACCGCUGCCGCAUCGCCGCCUUCCUUCGCUUCUGGCUGCGGGGGAUGAGCCCCUGGCUGGGGACAGGGACACGGGGACAGAGGCAGCGGCGAUCCCGGGGGGAAGAGCCGCGCAGGAUGCGCUGCGGGAGCAUCCCGGGCUGAAGAGGUGCCCGCUCCUUUCUCCAGCUCCAGAGCAGCUGACCCAACUUCAAAAAUGUGACUCAUGGCUCCUCCAGCAAAAGGAUCAGCAGCAGUUUCUGGGUUGGUGCAAGAGCCCCACAGGACACAAAGGGGUUGAAGAUGAGUGGAACCUGGCUGGGUGUGCCUGUUGAACACCUGCUGGCCCUGGGACACAGGCACAGAUGGAGAAGCAUGGCAGAUUCCAGAAAGUUCAGGCUGUUUGUCUGCCUGGUGGGGCUCAGCAGUGCCAGCUUCUGGCUUUUCUACAGCUGGACCCAAUUCUGCUUGUCCUGUGAGAGCAGCCAGGGUCACACCUUCCCCAUGGAGACUUUCAGGAGGACGGAAGGGAACUUCUCCCAGCUCCCAGACAUUGACUGCAUCAAGAACCCUCCCUUCCUCGUCCUGCUGGUGGCCUCCUCGUGCCAGCAGGUGGAUGCCAGGAUGGCCAUCAGACACACCUGGGGCCAGCACAGGACAGUGGCUGGCAAGCGCCUGGUGACGUUUUUCCUGCUGGGGAGCCCUGGCAAUCCCAGGCAGCAGGCUGGCAUUGCUGCUGAGAGCCAGAGGUACAGAGACAUCAUCCAGAAGAACUUCACAGACACCUAUUACAACCUGACCCUGAAGACCAUGAUGGGAAUCGAGUGGAUCCACAGGUUUUGCUCCCAGUCCAGCUUUGCCAUGAAAACUGACACAGAUGUGUUUGUCAACGUUUUUUACCUCACUGAGCUGCUUCUGAGGAAAAAGAAGACUGCUGGAUUCUUCACAGGCUUUUUAAAACUGCACGAGUUCCCCAUCAGGACCAGAAUGAGUAAGUGGUACGUGAGUAGGGAAGAGUAUCCAGGAAACACCUACCCACCCUUUUGUUCAGGGACUGGGUAUGUUUUAUCCAGUGAUGUGGCCAGCCAGAUCUACAACAUUUCUGAGAGUGUUCCAUUCAUUAAACUGGAGGAUGUGUUCAUAGGCCUGUGCCUUGACAAAUUAAAAAUUCAGCUGGAGGAGCUCCACUCGGAGCAGACGUUUUUCCCAGAAAGGAUCCGGUUCUCUGUCCCUCGCUUUAGGAAAAUCGUGACGUGCCAUGGAAUAAAACCCUCUGAGCAGCUCAGCUACUGGAACCACUUAGUGGCAGGAACCCAAGGAGUGCUCUAGCACCUGCCCUGCUCCACUGGACAAACUGAAAUUCUCUGCUUUUACAGGGCUGCUCCCCACUCCAGCAAACUCCCAAUUUACUCCAGCUCCAUCACGUUAAUGACUUUGAAAUUGUUUUUUAAUCACAGAAUCAGAGAACUCUUAAGGUUGGGAAAGACUCCCAAGAUCAUUGAGUCAAAUCUUUGAUUUAAAACCCCCUUGUCAACUAAAACAGGGCACUGAGUGCCACAUCCAGUCAUUCCUUGAACCCCUCCCUGGGCAGCCCCUUCCAGUGCUUAACCACCCUUUCCAUGAAAAAAUUCUUUAUUUCUGCAUGAGAACAUGCAAACCUGCUUCUCUCCCAUUCACUCCCAUCUCUGUGCAUCCCUCCUCUAGUUGCAAUAAUUAGUUCAAACCUUCUUCUCUCCCAUUCAUUCCCACCUCUGUGCAUCCCUUCUCUAGUUACAAUAAUUAGGUUUUUUUUUUUGUUUUUUUGUUUUUUGUUUUUUUUUUUUUUUCCUGAAAAACUCAGGGUUGCUAACCCACCCUCCAAAUCCUGCUGCCACAGGCCUGGGAACAUUCCUGCCGUGCCAAACAAAAAAGUCAAAGUAUUUUUUGUUCAGAGAAUCAAAUCCUGGUCGCCCCUUGAUAAAUCCCUGUCCCCAUCUGUGCAGGAAUAUAAGGAAUGAUAUUUGUGGCUGCCAGGGUGCUCCCUCCUGGAGGAAGCUGCAGCCCUGCCCUUGCAGCCAGCUCUGUGUGGGCUGAGCUGCAUCCUGGCACAGGUCCCUCCUUCAGUCUAAACCAAUUUCUUUUUUUGCAGAGAUGGUAGAAUUUGCCCAAGCAAUGCUCUCAGGACAACCUUGGGCACUGCAGGUCACCUGGUGGAUGUGUAAAAGCUGCUGCAGAGUUUCCUUCCUCCCAAAAAUAACCCAUGUGAGCCAGUGGAGGGUGUCCUGCUCUUCCCAUUAAAACAGACCACUGAUAUUUGUGUCUCACUUUGAUUGCCCAAGUGCUGCUGUGAAUGGUUUGCCCACGUUAAACUAGAGUCACUUACAGUGAUUUAGACUUUUUUUUUCCUAAAGAGAAACUGGUUGUGUGAGAAAAAAGACAGGAGGAUUUUUCUCUUUUGAAAUGUUCUCAAGAAAUCAUUCAGGCUGGGAGCAUUUCUGUUUCUAUUUCUUAUUUCAUUCCCAAGCAAAGACUCAUGAAAUCUCUGGGAUGGUUCUAAGUUUCAGAGAUAAGGAGUGGGGUCUUUACAGCAGAUGCUAAAAAAAUCCUUCAGGGCUCUGAGGAGGGAGAAGGGAGCUCAGAAAUCCUCCCCUAUGCAAUGCUUGAUUUUCCUGCAGGCACAGGCAAGAUCAGUGUUAUCAGCAUGGAAUGCCUGCAGUGUCUGUGUGAAGUGGUUUUUUACCAAAAAGCAGUGAAAGUGGAGCUGUUCCCAAGAGGAGCUGAGGGGAUCUGACACCCAGCAUGGAAGAAAGACAGGAAAAUAGAUUUUAUUAUUUUGGUGUUAUUGAUUUUUAUUGUUUCUUUUCAUUUUAUUGAAAAGAAGGAUUCUUCUUUCUUUCUUUUCAAACCCUUCUUGGUGACGAUUUCCCAAGUAUCUCAUUUUACUUGCCUGAAGAGCAGGAUAAAUGUUUUCAGCAGGAAAAUCCUAGGAAAUGUUUAAUAAUUGUGAUAAAAUAUUAUUUAUUUUCCUCUGGUGUAGAGUAACCUGAGAUCAUGCACUUACAUUUGACCACUGAUAAUGAAAGAAAAAAUGUUUAUUUGUUUGACAGAAGAAUAGCCCUCUUCAUUUUAAGCUUCUUUAAUAAACUUUUAAUAUUUUAUUUAGAAAAUAGCUCAUUUUUACUUACCAUUCAGCUCUUUUCUGAAUACUUUUGCUGCCUUCAGAAGUGUGAUGGGUCAGACUGAUAAAGCCAAGCCAACAUCUUUUUAAUCACUAUUCUUUCCAUGUAAUAUCCAGAAAUAUUUUGUGUCAUUCAUUGCUCCUGUGCCCAAGGUGCAAGCUGGUUAUUCCUUUAAUUUAUGGGAAAAUGGUGAGCAGAAAGGAAUGUUUCCUGCUCAUUCCCAGCUCCCUGUCUUGAGGGGCAGAGUGAUCUGGGACAGCAUCAUCAGCCUGAUGUUCUCUUCUUGUUCUCAGAGGUACUAAUAUAGUAAUAAAUAAUAAUAUAAUAUAGAUAUAAUAUAAUAUAAUAUAAUAUAAUAUAAUAUAAUAUAAUAUAAUAUAAUAUAAUAUAAUAUAAUAUAAUAUAAUAUAAUAUAAUAUAAUAUAAUAUAAUAUAAUAUAAUAUAAUAUAAUAUAAUAUAAUAAACAAUAUAAUAAUGAAAUAAUGCUGCAGGCAACUGUAGGUCUCACUUCCACCUCUGUGCUUGGUGCCAGCAGUUUGUGGCUUUGCAUCAGCAUAAAAAAAGUCACUCCUGAGGACCAAGUCCUGCUUGACCUCUUGUGGCUUUUAUUUGAGGUCAGGAGCAUUCCCAGUUACUUGAAUCCAGUGAUUCUCAGGCAGCCACUUCUGCAGACUCAACCUCAUUUUGGGGGGUGAAUCCUAGAGGAAGAUGUCCCUGUGUUUCCAGGGAGAUGUGCUUGUCAUUUCAGGUGCCCUGCACAGGAUGUCUUCAGAAUGUUUUGCCCCCACAUCAGUCUCCAGUGACUGCCCAGGGACAUUUAAUUUGUCAUUGCAGCAGCUCUGCAGAGGAGCAGAUUUGGGAUUUGGGAUUUGGGGAGCCUGCUCCUCUCCUCUUUGAAUGUGGCUUCCCAGGUGAAUGUUUUAGCUGCUGCACAGCAUUUCCCUCAACAUAAUGAUUUUCUUGGUGUAAAUUAGAAACUCAUUUUUUUCAUUCACAGAAUCAAAGAAUUGUUUAUGUUGGAGAAGAACUGCAAGUUUUCACUGAUUCCAACCCUUAACCCCAAAAGUGUCCCUAAGCACCACAUCUACAUGUUUUAAACACUCCAGGCACAGUGAUCCCUCCCCUUCCUUGGGCAAAAUUUCUGGAAGAAAUUUUUGAUAAAUGCAAUCUAAACCUCCCCUGGUGCAACCUGAAGUCAUUUCUCCUUGUCCUGUUGCUUUUUUAUUGGGAGAAGAGACCAAUCCCCACCUCACCCCACCCUCCUGUCAGGGAGUUCUGGAGAGAAAUGAAAUCCCCCCUGAGCCUCCUUUUCUGCAGACUGAACCCCUCCCCUCCUCCCUAGGCUGCUCUAAAUAAGAAUAUAUUAAUUGAAUAAUUAAUUACUUAAAACAUAAAGUUACCCUGCUGGAAAAUGUGAUUUAAGAAAAAGCAGAUGAUUGCAUGUAAGGCAAAUCCAUUUGUUUAAACAAAAGCACUGUGCUAGUGAGUUUGUAUGUAUCAGCUAAAUUAAAUUAGCUUUUGCAGCUGAGGCCACAGAUCAUGGAUUUUAAAACAAUCAAAACAGUAUUAGUGGUCUUUUGAAAAAUUAGUUGCAUUUUCCCAGGAAUGACCAUCACAAAACAACCAGAAAUCUAAGCAGAGCUGUAAACACAGUACUGCAGUGUACAUGCACUUAUUUUUUAAAUUUUGUAUAGGCUGAUAAAAUAAUUCAGGUAAUUUGGGGGCAGUUUGUCUGCAGAAAUUGAGCACUACCCCAACAUUUUCAUGCAUACUGGGUUAGAAAUUAAUUAAUUUUAAUAUUUUUUCUUUUUAAUGAAUGGCUUGGAAAAGGUCAUCUAAAAGUUGCUCCACUGCUUCUAAGCAGGGAGGAGUACAGAAAUCAGCAGAGCUGGCAAUCUUAGAGUUGGUUGCACUUCAGCACAUUCUAUUUCUUCCAAGAUAAUUAUUUGAAUGCAUAAAAAUUUAUUUUUUUUUCCCUCAACCCAAAUUCAUCAACCAACACAUUCUCAGUUCAAAUUAGGAUUUUCAAACCUAUGCAGGAAGGAUCUGCUCUCACAACUCCUCUGACUCAGACUAAUUGAGGAGGUACAAGGUGGAUUUCUGCAGUGGAAGUUUCGCCUUAUUUCAGGGAGGAAGGGGACAAAAGGACUCCUGGGGGAGACAGGAGCUGCUCCUCAGGAUCUGUGUGGGUGACAAUGCAAUCCCCAUUUCAAACUCGUGCCACUGUUUGUAUUAUUUGCAUAGAACAGUUCCAUGUUUGGUAUUUUAUUAGUAAAGAAUUUUGCUACCACA